This is a messenger RNA of Benincasa hispida (wax gourd), 1015 nucleotides long. RefSeq names its product putative glutathione S-transferase. Lineage: Eukaryota; Viridiplantae; Streptophyta; Magnoliopsida; Cucurbitales; Cucurbitaceae. Gene Ontology annotation, biological process: glutathione metabolic process. The record is from RefSeq and is a predicted model, not a curated record. Gene Ontology annotation, molecular function: glutathione transferase activity. Gene Ontology annotation, cellular component: cytoplasm.
ACGACAACUCCAAUGCUGUAUUAUGAAAAUAAUAAAAAGAAUAAAAGAGUGGUGAAAUUUCCAGAAAGGCAUCCAUUUGCCUUUUAUGCGUCUUCUACUAUCAAUCUCGAUCUCAGUUUCUCCACAAUUCCCAAUUGGCUUGAAGGAUUGUUCUCAUUUGGGUAGCACCAACAAUGGCAGAGGAAGUGAAGCUGUUGGAUUUCUGGCCCAGCAUGUUUGGUAUGCGAGUUAAAAUAGCUCUGGCCGAGAAGGGCGUGGCCUAUGAGUAUUUGGAACAAGAUCUGAGGAAUAAGAGCCCUUUACUUCUUGAAAUGAACCCGAUUCACAAGAAAAUCCCCGUUCUUAUUCAUAAUGGAAAACCCAUUUGUGAAUCUUCCAUUAUUGUUCAGUAUAUUGAUGAAUUUUGGAAUGAUAAAGCUCCUUUGUUGCCGUCUGAUCCUUAUGAGAGAUCUCAGGCCAGAUUCUGGGUUGAUUUCAUCGAUAAGAAGAUUUAUGAAAGUGCGAAGAAGAUAUACACGAAAAAGGGAGAGGAGCAAGAGGCAGGGAAGGAGGAGGUAAUAGAAAUUUUGAAGCAACUAGAAGAAGUUCUGGGGGAGAAGGAUUAUUUUGGAGGUGAAUGUUUUGGAUUUUUAGACAUUGGUUUGAUUGGAUUCUCCUCAUGGUUUUAUGCGUAUGAGACCAUUGGGAAUUUCAGCAUUGAGGCUGAGUGUCCAAAGAUAAUAAGUUGGGUGAAUAGAUGCUUACAAAAGGAGAGUGUUGCUAAUUCUCUGCCUGACCCCAAAAAGGUUUGUGAGUCUUUGCUUCAACUGAAGAAAAGGUUUGACUAAAUUUGUUCCUUGUCUCUAGUUUCAGUUUGGAAGUAGAAGUGGAAGUGGAAGGAUUAGUUAAUUAAAUACUACUUUGUUACUUUCUUUGUUGGGAUGCUUUUAAAUGAAAAAUGUUUCAUUUGCACAUUUUGAUGUGUGUUUUGAACAUUAUUAUUAUCAUUCAAUAAAUGCCAUGUGCCCUUUCAUAA